AGACACCGAGUGUUCACGCACGCUCGUCGCGACGUCGCAGCAGCAUCGUUUGCAGUCGCAUUGUACGCAGUUGGACGGGAUUGUGGUUUCUUGAGGGUAGAAAUAGUGAAAAAGAGAAGAGAAAAAGGAAGUGAAUGUGAAAGAGUCUAUGGGGGCGUGUCCGACUGUAAAGGCGUCAUUUAUACGUAAUCAUCAUUGCUAGAGCUUCUUGUUGCGUUAAUAUGCGUGUUAUCCUUCUGCGAUGGGUAUAUUUCUUAUGCCGUACAUUCCACAGUGGGAGGUGGGUGGGGAGUCUCGGUCCAGGUGACGUGGGGAAUGGCGGCUGGACGUAAGACUUCGUUAGCUAAAGAGAACGAAGGUCUGCGAGCACAAAUUUUGGAUCUCAAAGAGCGACACGAAAAGGAGAAGAAAGAAUUGAAGACGGAGAACACGAACUUGCUCACUGAGAUGUCUCAGCUCGAUUGCGCUCGCGAGGAUCUUCAGGAAAAGCUUCACAGGCAGACACACGCGUUGGAGAGAGAAUUACAUGAUAGCCGCGCAGUACUACAUCAGCAAGUUGAGACACAGGAUCUGCUGCAGAAAGAAUGUAAGGAGUUGAAGACACUCAUCAGGGAUACGACUCCCGACUUUGCAGCCAAACUAAAGGACAUGAAAGACGAUUUCCCUGUUCAUCUGCAUGCUGUUUUCAAAGGAGUCACUGAGCAGUUUGUCCGACGAUCAAUAGAAGAAGUGGAGAAGGCAGUAGCCUUUUUGAAGGUCAGUGUGAGCGAGUGGACAGAUGAACAAGAGGUAGCAGAGCUGGCCGGUGUUGUAGUCUUCUUCUUCAGGAUUGAUAACGAAUCUUCAGUUGAUGAUUACAUCAAGAGUGUCAGUGCCCUUGGUAGAAUUGCUAUUUUGGUGCCGCUCGCUGAGAACGAAGGACCACUCAGUGUCAAGUCUAGCUCUAUGCUGCCCAUCUCAUCGACACUUAUACAGAUUGAUGUCCGUGCCUCGGACGGCUGUCUGUCGUCACACUACGUAAACAAGAUUGUGGACACUUGCAAAGUUGCACGAUUCACUGCUGCAUUGUCUUUGAUUUCUUCUUGAGCUCUCUUUUCAUUCAGUACUAUGUUUAUGGACCUAUAUACCAGCUGACGUUUGGACUUGCAUCAUUUAUAAUACAUAAAGGAUUGUAUAACUACAUAUGUAUAUUUAACUUUUUGUGCUCACAUACGUACAUACAUAGCUAAGUACCUACAUACAUACAUACGUACGUACAUACAUACAUACAUACAUACAUGCAUACAUACAUACAUACAUACAUGCAUACACAGAGCUGAUAUCUGUAAUCUUUAGUUGUGAACCUCUUUUUGGGGUACAUUUAUCGAUUUUGUUAUUGUCUUUAUCUGAGUGUUUCACAGCAUUGUCAACUGACUUACAGUCUUAUGAAUAUAUUACAGUGUUUGAUGCCA
Corticium candelabrum is the source of this 1451-nucleotide messenger RNA. RefSeq lists its product as uncharacterized. The coding region runs from base 316 to 1086 and encodes 256 amino acids. Lineage: Eukaryota; Metazoa; Porifera; Homoscleromorpha; Homosclerophorida; Plakinidae. The transcript is spliced from 7 exons. The record is from RefSeq and is a predicted model, not a curated record.